Molecule: messenger RNA, 3816 nt
Organism: Eubalaena glacialis (North Atlantic right whale)
Lineage: Eukaryota; Metazoa; Chordata; Mammalia; Artiodactyla; Balaenidae
Product: protein O-mannose kinase-like
Exons: 7
Coding region: 817-1968 (383 amino acids)
Biological process (GO): protein O-linked glycosylation; protein phosphorylation; carbohydrate phosphorylation
Cellular component (GO): endoplasmic reticulum membrane
Molecular function (GO): carbohydrate kinase activity; ATP binding; protein kinase activity
Source: RefSeq, a predicted model, not a curated record
GGAGGCCGCGUGCCAGACCGGGGGAGGGGACCGCAGAAGCUUUCAGUGUCGUUUUGCUUAUUUCUGGACGAGAACAUUUCCUCAGCCAUACAGCCUCUUCCCUAGCUCUGGGCAACCUACUCCAGAAAUAUGCCUUUAAAAGAAAAAAAAGGGGACUUCCCUGGUGGUCCAGUGGUAGAGAAUCCGCCUUACAAUGCAGGGGGCGUGGGUUCGAUCCCUGGUCAGGGAACUAAGAUCCCACCUGCUGCGGGGCAACUAAGCCCGCACGCCACAACUGGAGAGCCUUCGUGCCGCAAAGUGCAAAGCCCACGCCCUGGAGCCUGGGCACCACAACGAGAAAGACGCCCGUGGCCGCAACGAAAGAUUCUGCAUGCCGCAACUAAGACCCGAUGCAGCCAAAAACAAAUUAAGAAAGAAAAAAGAUCCUAGUCGGUGAGGAAAAUGGAUUGGAAAAGAGAAAGCAGUGGGAGAGUGUGUAGGAAAGCGUUGCAGAAGCCCGGGAAGAGGGGAACCCUGUGGAGUGAGCAUGCUGGCGACCGGAGAGACAGAAUUCAGGUACGGAUGUUGCAGACCUUGAGGGGCCAGCUGAGCGAAGUGUAGGAGAAAGAGCCAGGCCACAGAAGAGACUUGAAACAAUCAGCGUGUACACAGCCGCCAGAGCCACGUGCGGGGACGAGACCGCGUGGAAGGCGUGGAGUGGAAGGGGGGCCCACGACACCCAGAGGGAUGCCGUCACCUAAGGUCACCUUCUAAGAAUCAGGCGUCGGUGGAAGAAGCUCAAGAGACCGUGAGGCCUGAGUGGUGAACAUCGUCAUCAUGUCCACAGGAGUCCUGGAAGAUGCCCGGAGGGAGAGGUGGAGAGAAAGAUGUGGGCCCGGAAUCUCGAUGAGGAAGGAGCUCGCAGAAGCCAGCGCCAUGGAGACGAGGCCCCAGGAGGGCAGGAAGGGGCCCCCGCCCAGGGACGUGCCCCCGGUGGUGGGACUGCUGCUCUCCAUGGCCCUCAUGAACGCCCUCCUCUACCUCUGCCUCGACCGGCUCUUCAUCUCGCCCCGGCGCGCCACGGAGGACCCCACGCGCUGUCCCCACGGCCACUUCAGGAUGGGGCCGAUGAGCAACUGCUCCCCGUGGCUGUCCUGCAAGCAGCUGAGGACAGAAGUGAGGCAGAUGAAGCGUGUCGGGGAAGGAGCCGUGAAGAGAGUGUUUCUGUCCGAGUGGAAGGAACGCAAGGUGGCUCUGUCGCGGCUCACCAGGCUGGAGGUAAGAGACGACUUCCUGCACGGACUGCGGAUGCUGAGGUCGUUGCAGAGUGAGCACGUGGUCACGCUGCUGGGCUACUGUGAGGAUGACAACAGCAUCCUCACCGAGUACCACCCCUUAGGCUCCCUGAGCGGCCUGGAGGCGACGCUGAACCUCUCCAAGUACCGGAGCACGAACACAUGGCAGCACAGGCUGCAGCUGGCCCUGGGCUACGUGGCCAUCAUCGACUUCCUGCACCGCAGCCCCCUGGGCACGCUGGUCAUGUGCGACUCCAGCGACCUGCCCAAGACGCUGUCCCAGUACCUGCUGACCACCAACUUCAGCAUCGUGCUCAACGACCUGGACGCCCUGCCCCUGGUGAACCGCAGCACCGGGGCCCUGGUGAAGUGCGGCCACCGGGAGCUUCGCGGGGACUUCGUGGCCCCAGAGCAGCUGUGGCCCUACGGAGAGGACGUGCCUUUUCACGACGACCUCAUGCCCGCGUAUGACGAGAAGAUCGACAUCUGGAAGAUUCCAGACGUCUCCAGUUUCCUUCUGGGGCACGUAGAAGGGAGCGACAUGGUCCGAUUCCACUUGUUUGAUAUUCACAAGGCGUGUAAGAGCCAGACGCCUGCGGAGAGACCCACCGCUCAGGACGUCCUGGACACUUACCAGAAGGUUUUGAAUCUACUCAGAGACACCGCGACGUCUCAGACAAGAGAGAUGCUGUAAAGACCAGUGCAGUCGGUGAGGUGCGGGAGUCAAGGAUCGGAUGGAAGAGUUACAGUGGUUCCGCUCUGACGGGGAGGUUUCUGCUGUUGCCCCGUGGUUCUUCCUCUCCAUCCGCGUGCACAAGUGAGCGGCGCCCUAUCCUGGCCGCCUGGCAGGAGUUACUAAGCCAGAGCAAACCGGGCUUGAUGGGAGCCUGGCUUCAGGCGAAGGUGCAGAGAAGCAGCGAGUCUGGCCGGUAUCUGGAGGAAGUAACCAAAAUGGAGCUACAAAGAGGCUUCCCUAACACCUAAAUGUGUAAGCUUGUAAGAAAUGUGUGUAGAGAGGUUUUUAAAUUGCAGUGUAUGGAAGAAACAAGCUGUAGUACUUGCUUUUUUAGGUGAGUAUUUGCGGUGUAUUUCACUGGUACUGACGAGGCAUCUCUACCAUUUCAAAUGAUUGCUCUGUGAAACUCCUGUGCCAUUCCCUUCCCAGCGAGCUUGCAUGCUCUUUGAAAUUUUGAAUGGAUAAGGAACAUUUAAAAUAUCAAGUAUGAUGGAGAUUAUAUCUGUGUUACUGCCUUGGAUGGUGCUUGUGAAAUUCCUAUUUACCUUCCAGCUGGAUUUUCUGUGUCCAAAAUUAAUUAUUGUGAACAUUUUAUAUCAACAGUAUCUGUCACUCAUUACCAGAAGGCGUCAAGCCCUUGCACUUGCCUCACAUGAUUGAAUCCUUCAAAUAGCUCUUUCCUUGGUCACUGUCAUCCUCGCUUGCAGGGGAUGAUGGAUUUGGUGCAUAGCCAUCAUCACCAGUAAGGGGGUUAAAGCUGGCACUGAGGGGCAAAGACGCCGUGCAGCCGACUGCCUGCCCCUGGCUUGCACAGGCCUCACAGUCACGGGAGUCACAGGGAGCUGGGCCCCGACCCACAGGCUCUGACUCAGUCUGUCUGGGUGGAGUCCGAGACUUCGCAUUUCUCACUGGCUUCCAGGUGAUGCUGGUGCUGCCAGUCUGGGGACCACAUUUCGAGAACCACUGUCCUUAACUGUCAGGGAGGGCAGCCCAGGCAGUAGGAUAGGGAGUAUUGUCAGUAUUAUCCCUGUUCUACUGCCUGUGGUUGAUCGGGCCCUGUGGGUCCUAUGGUUGGUCAGAGAAUACGCUUGCCCAGAGUAUAUUAACUGCUGCUUUUUGUUAUAAAAAUGCUGCCAGAACCCACUAGGACGGCUGUAAUCAGAAGGAUGGACAAUUACAAGUGUUGGUGAGGAUGUAGAGAACUGGAGCCAUCGUACACUGCUGGUGGGAAUGCCAAGUGUUCCAGCUGCCUUGGGAAACAGCCUGGCAGUUCCUCAAAAAGUUAAAAAUAGAGUUACCAUGACCCAACCGUUCCACUCCCCAGUAUUCACCUGAGAUAAUUGAAAACAUGGCCAUAAAAGAACUUGUACAUGAAUGUUCAUAGCAGCAUUAUUCAUGAUAGACGAAAGAUGAAAAUAACCCAGAUGUCCAUCCACUGGUGAAUAGAUAAAGAAAACAAAGAAAAUGUGGUCCAUCCAUUCAAUGAAGUGUCGUUCAGCCAUAAAAAGGAAGGAAGUACUGAUACAUGCUCCGACAUGGAUGAAUAUGCUAAGUGAAAGAAGCUGUCACAAAAGACCACAUUUGUAUGAUUCCAUUUAUAUGAAAUGUCCAGAAUCGACAAACCCAUAGACACAGAAAGUAAAUUAGUAGUUUCUAGAGGCUGGCAGGGGCUUGGGGCUGAAGAAUGGGGAGUGCUUGCUAAUGGGUACAGGGUUUCUUUGGGAGUGAUGAAAAUGUCCAGAAAUUAUGCAGUGGUGAUGGUUGCACAACUCUGAAUAUACUAAGUAACACUGAAUUGUACAAAAA